AAAUCCCAAGGGAAAUGAACUUUGCUUUUCUACCCCUCAUUGGCAUCGCUAUAUAAACGCAUCGAUUCGCCCAAUCGUCUUCAAUCAGCUCUCGCUCUCUAACAAGGCUUCUUUCUCUCGCACUAAUUUUCUGUUUCUAACGUUUUUCUAUUUGAUUUUAUUUUGUUAAUUUUUUUUUUGUAAGGCUUAUGAUUUGAAUUUUGCAGGUUCUAGGUUGGUAUAUUAUAAUAUUUUCGAUUUGACUUAACGCUUUCUUGCAGGGUCUUUUUGUUUGUUUAUUGUUUUUCUUCUCUCUGUAUUAUAUUUGUUUGUGUUUCUGGGUAUUUAACAUUAUGGAUGCAGGAUCUUUGAAUUCUUUUUCAAAUUUGAAGGGGCAAUCUAGAUGCCCACUUCAGGAACAACUUCUGCAGAGAAGGAAUUCUAAAGAAAAUAUGGACAGGUUUAUACCAAACCGUUCAGCAAUGGACUUUGACUAUGCACAUUACAUGCUGACCGAAGGGAGGAAGGUCAAAGAGAACCAGACAGUGUGCUCACCUGCCAGGGAGGCCUACAGGAAGCAGCUGGCUGAAACCUUGAACAUGAAUAGGACCCGAAUCUUGGCUUUCAAGAACAAGCCACCAACACCUGUUGAGCUCUUCCCUUCAGAGCACUCAACUUCUUCUGUUCACCCUACCAAAUCUGCAAAGCCACGAAGACACAUCCCACAGAGUUCUGAGAGAACAUUGGAUGCUCCUGACCUUGUGGACGACUUCUACCUGAAUUUAUUGGAUUGGGGCAGCAGCAAUGUUCUAGCAAUAGCACUUGGAAACACUGUGUAUUUGUGGGAUGCUUCAGAUAGUUCUACCUCAGAACUUGUUACUGUUGAUGAUGAAAAUGGCCCAGUAACAAGUGUUAGUUGGGCUCCUGAUGGUAGGCAUAUUGCCAUUGGCUUGAACAACUCUGAAGUACAGUUAUGGGAUUCUGCUUCCAACCGACAGCUGCGUACUCUGAGAGGGUGUCACAGGUCAAGAGUGGGUUCACUGGCAUGGAAUAAUCACAUUCUUACAACAGGAGGAAUUGAUGGUCAGAUAGUUAACAAUGAUGUAAGAAUUAGAUCCCAUGUUGUUGAAACCUACAGAGGACACCAGCAAGAGGUUUGCGGUCUCAAAUGGUCAGCUUCUGGACAACAACUAGCUAGUGGAGGCAAUGAUAAUCUUGUUCACAUAUGGGACAGGUCCAUGGCAUCAUCAAAUUCACCAACACAAUGGCUACACAGGUUGGAGGAUCAUACUUCUGCAGUCAAAGCCCUUGCCUGGUGCCCUUUCCAGAGCAAUUUGCUGGCCACUGGUGGAGGUGGAGGAGAUAGAACCAUUAAGUUUUGGAACACACAUACAGGUGCAUGCUUGAAUUCGGUGGAUACCGGCUCUCAGGUGUGUGCUUUGCUGUGGAACAAGAAUGAGAGGGAGCUUCUGAGCUCUCAUGGAUUCACUCAGAAUCAAUUAGUUCUUUGGAAAUAUCCAUCAAUGGUGAAGAUGGCAGAGCUAACUGGUCAUACAUCUAGAGUUCUUUACAUGGCUCAAAGCCCGGACGGUUGCACAGUGGCAUCAGCUGCAGGGGAUGAGACACUGAGAUUCUGGAAUGUUUUUGGGGUUCCAGAAGUGGCUAAACCUGCUCCAAAAGCGAACCCAGAACCAUUUUCUCAGUUGAACCGUAUCCGGUGAUAAAGAAGAAGACUAGGAGAACCGAUGGUGGUGGAUUUCGAGGAUUUCCCUUGAGUUUUACACCCUAGCUCUGCCAGUUUGUCCAGUGCUAGUUCCUUCAAAACCAGCAGCAAUUUAUCCAAGGUGAUGGUGCGAAUGUUAGUCAAGUUUCACUUCACCCAGGGCAAUUGUCGGUCAGCAUACAAAGUAGGAAAUCAGUGGGUGGAAUUAUGUGCAAACUGAGAGAGUCUAAGGUUUUGUUGGGUCGGGGUUUUUGGAGAUACCUUUUUGAUGUUAAUCCCCACUUGUAUGUUCUUUUCAACUUCAUAGUGAAAUUUUUUUCCUCACUCCCGUGGACGUAGGCUUUAAAAGCCGAACCACGUAAAAUUUUGCAUCUUCUUUUUGAUUUUA
Theobroma cacao (cacao) is the source of this 2090-nucleotide messenger RNA. Its product is annotated as cell division cycle 20.2, cofactor of APC complex-like. The record is from RefSeq and is a predicted model, not a curated record. Gene Ontology annotation, molecular function: anaphase-promoting complex binding; protein binding; ubiquitin ligase activator activity. Gene Ontology annotation, cellular component: anaphase-promoting complex. NCBI's taxonomy places the organism in Eukaryota, Viridiplantae, Streptophyta, Magnoliopsida, Malvales, Malvaceae. Gene Ontology annotation, biological process: positive regulation of ubiquitin protein ligase activity; anaphase-promoting complex-dependent catabolic process; positive regulation of anaphase-promoting complex-dependent catabolic process.